AUGGGGAACCUGUUACACAUCCUCAAAGUGAUCAAGAACAACAAGUAUCAAGUCAGACACAAUUUCCAACAAUCAGAGUCAAAGAGACGACAGGAGGAACAGAUGGACAUCAGUUCCCUUGCUGACUAUUCCAGUCAACUGCUCACAGCUGUAAAGUUGCUGCAACUGUUCCUUUGCACACACGCAACAGAAAUCGCGGGUUUUAAGCAAGGAUUAUCACCCGUAUCAACUUAUUAUUCUAAGCUCAAGGAUCUGUGGGAUGAGUACGAUGCUAUGGCCCCUACUCCAUCGUGUCCGCGUCCAGAAUCGAAGGUGUUUCUAGAGCACAUUCAACAUCAGCGUUUGGUGCAAUUUCUAAGUAGACUGAACGAGUCAUUUGGCCGAGCAAAGGGUCAGAUCAUGCUUAUGAUUCCUACACCUACUAUCAAUGAGGCCUAUGGGAUGGUAGUUCAGGAUGAGAGUCAACGAGCAAAGACAAUGAACAUUAGUGGCUUGGAGAUAGGAGUUGCAGCUAUGGCAUACAACUCAGGACAAGGAUUUCCUGGUGGCUACAAGCAGAAAGCUCAGGUUGACUAUUCCAAAGGACCAACAGGCCAAGGAAGUCCUGGAGUAGCAACUUCAGGGAACUUCUUCACAGAGGAACAAUAUAAACAACUACUUCAACUGCUCAACCAGAACACAACACCUGUUGAAAUAGCAGCUCAUGCCAAGGACACAUGUAUACCAUUGUCACUCUUGAGCAGAGUUCAGCAGGAUAAGUGGAUCAUAGACUCAGGUGCCACUAACCAUAUGGUGUCUAGUUUGGAUUUUUUCACUGAUUUUAUAAAUAUUCCUAAAGGAGAAAGUAGGAAAGUGCAGUUGCCAACUGGUGAAACUAGUAGGAUUAUGCACCUAGGAUCCUCUAAUAUUCUGAAUGGUGUGCAAAUUAAAAAUGUCAUAUAUGUGCCACAGUUUAGGUACAACUUACUAUCUGUUUCACAACUUACAAGGGACAUUGGAUGCUUCAUUGCCUUCUUUCCUGCUUGGUGUGUCUUCCAGGACAUUUGCAAUGGGAAGGUGAAGGGGAUUGGUAAGCUGGAGAAAGGACUCUAUGUGUUGGACCUCAAGCACAAAUCAAAUCCCAAGUUGCCAAUUGGUGUUAUUACUUCUGCUUUAGUAAUGAAUAGAAUAAGUAGCUAUUUGUGGCAUAAAAUAUUAGGUCACAUUCCUUUAGAUGCUUUGAAGAGAUUACCAGUAUUUCACAAUAAGACAUUUAUUGAUUGUAAUGAACACUGUCCAGUAUGUCCUUUAGCAAAGAAGACAAGAUUACCUUUUCCUAUUAGCAGCAGUAGAUGUGAUGUUUUUGGUGACCUUAUACAUGCAAAUAUAUGGGGACCCUUUAAGGUUCCAACUUUUGAUGGUAAAAGAUAUUUCCUGACCAUUAUUUAUGAUUUCAGUAGAGUUCCUUCUAGAAUUUUGUCUGGUAAAUUACCUUUUGAGCUGGUAUUUCACAAGAAUUUCACCCUAGAUCAUCUCAGGAUAUUUGGCUGCCUGGCUUAUGCUGCAAAUCUUAAAAGACAACACAAAUUCUCACCCAGAGCAGUACCAGCUGUAUUUUUGGCUCCAGUCUAUGAUUCUGACUUUGAUGAUCUUGUUUUGCCUCUACCUCACCACUCUACCACAUCACAAGACACUCCAUCAUCUGACUUGGAACACCUGGAUGAUUCUGUUGUUGUCACUCCACCACAUAUUCCACUCACUGAAGAUCUUCAAGGUAGUUCUACCAGUCACACUACUAUGCUUCCAUUUCCUGAUGAUCUUCCAAGUAGUCCUACCAAUCACAUUACUCCAAUUCCAUUCACUUAUGCUCUUCUUUCAUAUGUUGAUGAUGACUUAACUGCUGAUGGGAUCAGAAAGUCUACUAGGCCUUCUAGGCCUCCUAUAUGGACGAAUGAUUAUGUAGUUAGGCAGACUGCUGGCAAGAGUAAGCCUUGCAAUUAUCCUAUUGCUAACUCUAUUAGUUAUCAAGCAUUGAAGCAUGCCUACAGUCAAUGCCUUGCAGCUUACUCAGCAGAGAUUGAGCCCAUCAGGACCAUCAUUGCCCUAGCUGCACAUCAUGGCUGGCUUAUCUACCAAAUAGACGUUCAUAAUGCCUUCCUUCAGGGUGAUCUUUUGGAGGAAGUGUACAUGACCAUUCCUCCUGGUUUCUCUCCUACCACUGCAAGGCAGAGCAGAUUUACAGAGAUUCUUCAAAAUGAAGACCUAGGGGAGCUGAAAUUCUUCCUUGGGAUUGAAUUUGCAAGGUCCUCUAAAGGCACAUAUAUGAGCCAAAGAAAAUAUGCCUUGGAGUUGAUAGCUGAACUUGGUCUAGCAGGAUCAAAACCAGCUAGUACUCCUCUAGAAGUUAAUCAGAAGUUGACUACUGUGUUCAUGUAUGCUCUUAAACAAUCACAUCUGGAUGCUGCCACCAGAGUAGUGAGGUAUAUCAAGGCUGCUCUAGGCCAAGGUUUGUUGUUGCCAGUAGAAAGAGAUGGACAAUUAUUAGCAUAUUGUGAUGCAGAUUGGGGUGCAUGUUUGCACACAAGAAGGUCUGUUACAGGCUAUCUAGUGUUCUAUGGUGAUGCAUUGAUUUUUUGGAAGUUGAAGAAGCAAGAAACGGUUGCAAGAAAUUCAACAGAAGUAGAAUUUCGAAGCAUGGCUUUAGAAGCAGCAGAGAUAGUGUAG
Molecule: messenger RNA, 2703 nt
Organism: Nicotiana tabacum (common tobacco)
Lineage: Eukaryota; Viridiplantae; Streptophyta; Magnoliopsida; Solanales; Solanaceae
Source: RefSeq, a predicted model, not a curated record